CCUCACACUCACUGUCAAGGGAAGGUGAUUCACACAUGAGUCAACAGCUAUCAGCUAUAUAAGCCUGAUCACUCAUGGAUCCUGAGUAUGACACAGUCUACACAUCUCAAAGAUAUUGCUGCACUGUUGCAGUGACAUAGAAGAAACAUGCAUUCUUCAGCUCUUCUCUACACAUGCAUUCUGAGCAUGCUCAGUCUCUCUCGUGGGGUUCCUAUCCGUUCAGAAAGUCUAAGAAACUUGGUCAAACUGCAGGCAGAGACCAUCAACGUGAGAAUCAAGGAACACAAUGAGAAGUUGAAUCUGUCUCCAAAACUCCUCAUCGGGGCCGAGCUUCACCCUGACGUUCCUGUUGAUAAACCCAUCCAAGGUCUGAGCUCCAUCGUGGACACUCUCACCACCUUCCAGAAUAUUCUUCACAGCUUGCCCAAGGGUCACUUGAGCCAGUUACACAGCGACGUGUCCACACUGCAGGGUUACCUGGAGGAUAAGAUGAAGUCUCUGCAAUGCACGUCCAAGAAGACAGUCAAUGAGAAGUCUCUGGAAGCUUUUUUAGAGGACAACGCCACCCACCCCGUCACCGCUGGCUACAUGACUUUAGACAGGCUGCAAAAAUUCAUGCAGUGGCUCACUGUUAACCUGGACCAGCUAAAGACCUGCUAAUUACUUGUCUUUAUUUGCCAUUAUUGUAGUAUUCUAGUAUACUAUUUAUUAUAUUUAUUUGAAACACUAUAUAUUUAUAAACCAAAGCAGUAUUUUGGCACAAUUUGUAUGAAUUUAAAAUGUAUUCCUAAGGUACUUCCCUGCUAUCAAAGCUAUAAACUAGUUUAUUUUUCUUUCCUCGUUGGUAACAGUGUUGUGUGUAAUCUGAUUACAAAGUAAUUAGUUACUGUAAUCAAAUUAGUUUUUAUCAAAAAGUAGUGCAAUGCGACUUAGAAUAAUCGCAUUACUAAUUACUUUAUAAAAGAAAAUAAUUGGUGAGGUAAUCUAAUUACAAUUUUAGAGAAGUUUUUAGUCAAUUUUGGGUGUGAGAACGGCACAUUGUAAAUAAAAUGUAUAAUUAUUAGUAUUAUUUUUUUUUUGGAUUUUCUCCUUUUUCUCCCCAAUUUGGAAUGCCCAAAUCCCAAUGCGCUCUAAGUCUUCGUGGUGGCGUAGUGAUUCACCUCAAUCCGGGUGGCGGAGAACGAAUCUCAGUUGCCUCCGCGUCUGAGACCGUCAAUCCGCGCAUCUUAUCACGUGACUUGUUGAGCGCGUUACUGCGGAGACGUAGCACGUGUGGAGGCUUCACGCUAUUCUCUGCGGCAACUCACCACGUGCCACACCGAGAGCGAGAACCACAUUAUAGCGACCACGAGGAGGUUACCCCAUGUGACUCUACCCUCCCUAGCAACCGGGCCAAUUUGGUUGCUUAGGAGACCUGGCUGGAGUCACUCAGCACACCAUAAAAUAUAUUAUUUAAAAUGUAAUAUUAGAUUACUUUUUGAGUAACUUUUUUAGUAAAACUACUACAUUUUGUUAGAUUUCUCUGAAAACAAGAAAAUAUCUUGUCAUUUUGCUUCUCAAGUAAAUUUAUCUUGUUUCAAGAAUGUUUAGAUUUUUUACCAAAUAAUAAGACGGAAAUACUAUUUUUUUGCUGUAUUUCCCUUGAAACGGUAGGGAUUUCAAUGUGGCUUGACACAUCACAGACAACACAAUCACAAGAAUAAAGGGUACUUCCAACGGCCUGUCCUCUCUAUGUAAACAAGCGCGAGUACACACAGGUGUCCUUUUUUGGGCUCUGUUUGCAUGAUGACAUCAGCACUUGCUGAGCAUGUUUGAUGAUGAUGUCACACAGUCUUACCAGAAGAGGUCAGUCAGAGUCUGCUGGGAAGCUCGGGUCAUUUCCAAAUUUAAGUCUUGCUGCAACACCAGAAGGGGUCCAAAUGUCUGGUACCACUAGUGAAAAUAUUUUCCAAUCGCUCAAGUUAAAAAUGAUAUUAUCAGCAUGACAAUUUAAGUGUGAUCUUGAAGCUUUACGUGCAUUUCAGAAUCUCUUGGUUGCUGUAAUGACAGCAUGCACUCGAGCUGUGAUUAGACCUGGAAAUAGUGCAUUUUACGUUGCAUUUCUUUUCAAAAUUCUAAAACUUCUACUUCCAGGUGUACAUUAUAUUUUGAAUCCCAGAUAUUUAAUGUGUUCUUAGACUUGUACCACAUUGUACAUAAUAUUUUACUACACAGUAUAAUUCUAUGCACUUUGUAUAUCCUGUGAAUAGUUUUGUAUUUUAUGACUGAUAUUUUACUGUUUACUGUUACCAAUAAAGAAAAGUUUUUAAAUUUCAAUGGGUAUUUAGUUUUACUGUAGUAUUGCAGUCUAAAUGGCAAUGCAG
Molecule: messenger RNA, 2363 nt
Organism: Myxocyprinus asiaticus (Chinese sucker)
Lineage: Eukaryota; Metazoa; Chordata; Actinopteri; Cypriniformes; Catostomidae
Product: leptin-B-like
Exons: 3
Coding region: 148-660 (170 amino acids)
Biological process (GO): signal transduction
Cellular component (GO): extracellular region
Molecular function (GO): hormone activity
Source: RefSeq, a predicted model, not a curated record